Messenger RNA from Gallus gallus (chicken), 1535 nucleotides. It is a transcript of the gene RHEX, whose product is annotated as chromosome 1 open reading frame 186. Lineage: Eukaryota; Metazoa; Chordata; Aves; Galliformes; Phasianidae. The transcript has 7 exons. The record is from RefSeq and is a predicted model, not a curated record. Bases 422 to 919 code for a protein of 165 amino acids.
GAGCACUGCUGCACCAGCUGCAGGCAAACGCCCACCAAAAAUGCUCCAGAAACAUCCCUGACAUCCGCAGAACAUCCCAUCCGUCUGCUCUGUGCCCCGGAGGGAGGACGGAGGCACGGAGGUCUCUGCACCCCAGUGCACCCCAGCAAAGAAGCUGCCUGUCUCUGCCUCUGGUGUUUGGGUUUGGGUCCUGCUCUGCUGUUUCCUUCUGAGCAGCUCACGGCUCAGAUUGCUAUCUGCUGCUGCAGCAUCUCCUGCGCCAAAAUAGGAGAUGAGGCACUCGAACGACGGCCAUUUGAGGAGGAUAUUUGGGGACAGCUCAGAUCAAUAAGGGAGGGGGAAAUCCUGGCAAGACACGGACUCGUAGCUCAGCGGGUGCCCAAGGGUUGGGAACCUCGGGAACGCUGCUGGCACUGCACGGAUGGCGGAGAUGGAGCACUGUGUGUGGUGGGUGCCUGUUGUCACCUCAGCUGUGACCCUGCUGCUCUACGCUCUGCUCCUGCUGCUGCUUUACAUCAUGCUCAGCAGGAAAAUAGGCAGGCAUUGCUGCAGUGCGCAGGUGAGCGGUGGUCCCGCAGCACAGCCCCAGCAGCUGCCCACCUCUACAGCUGGAGGGGAAGGGGUGCAACGACCGAACUAUACAGGGAGCAGCGAGACGUCUUCAGAGACCUCGGAGGACUCGGACAGCAGCUCUCUGCACCCGCAGGAAAGGAAAACCUGCUCAAAGGAAAACCUCAACUACACAUCCGUGCUGUUCCCAGGGAAGGGCCACGGGCAGGGCUCCAAUAGGAACUACGAGAACAUCAAGAUCGGCGCCGAUUACGUCAACGUGGACCCAAAAAAGAAGAAAGCUGAUUUCUGGACCUUCUCCGGCCCCGUGGCAUCCGCGUCCAUCGAAUACACGGAGGUGAAGCCGUGACACUCCCUGGGGUCCCACUGCAGCCCCCACUCCGUGCCCAGGUCAGUGCUGGCACAGGGCUGCUGCCAUUCCCUGUGACGGCGCAGCUCCCCCAGGGAUCUCUCGGGGUCAGAGGCUGUGGGUGUGGGGUGAUAUGGGGCUGCCCCACACCUCCCCGUGGGGAAACGGUCCUUCUCAGACUGCCACAAGCUCUGCACGUGAGUGUGAACGCCGCUUUCUCAUCUUGUGAAAGCAAACGCUCCCCCGGCGGGAUGUGGGUCAGAGGGGGAAAUGCCAUCGUUCCCAAAACAUCUCCCCAUUGGGCUGGCAUCUCCUAUGAAUCAUGCUUCCUUUGCUGAUUGCUGUCAUAAAAACCUUUCAAAUACACUCCAUCCACUGGCUUCACCCUUCCUGCCCCCACACUGAGCCUUCCUCCCUGCACCCCAUUUUCCUUUGAUGCUAAACCCCCUCAGGGCCCCAUCACCCCAUCACCUGGCACCGGGGUGGGCACUGUGGGCAUUGCCUCUCUCAGCUGCUGGUGAUCACCGAGCGCUGCUGGGGCUCUAAAUCCCCUCUGGAUGUGGGAGAAGCAGGAUGGGAGUGCGGCAUCUGUGCAUGAGUAAAUCACCGCAUUGCA